Messenger RNA from Cyprinus carpio (common carp), 6497 nucleotides. RefSeq names its product ras-specific guanine nucleotide-releasing factor 2. NCBI's taxonomy places the organism in Eukaryota, Metazoa, Chordata, Actinopteri, Cypriniformes, Cyprinidae. Gene Ontology annotation, molecular function: protein binding; guanyl-nucleotide exchange factor activity. Gene Ontology annotation, cellular component: plasma membrane. The record is from RefSeq and is a predicted model, not a curated record. Gene Ontology annotation, biological process: positive regulation of GTPase activity; Ras protein signal transduction.
GCUGCGCUCAGCCACAAGGGAAAGUGGAUCUCGGCGCGCCAGAGAGGCGCUGUCUCUUUAAGAGGAUGCCAAAGCCGAUUACAUCUGCUUUCAACAGUGAUUCUGUCUCACCGUCUGCCCACUACUAUUGCUUAUUUUGCCGUACUGUAUGAGCUAAACGCGUUGACAGACACGGUUGUUCGUCGGGGUUAAAACUUUUCUUCAGGCCAGAAUGGAUUGGGCUCCGAACUCGUUUGGAUGAGUCGCUUAUGGGCAGUGCGCUUCAGCUCGGCAACUUUCCCGUGCGCAUUUCUCCAAACAUCCUAGGUGGAAAGUUAAAAUCACAUGGGAUAUGGUGACAAACAAGUGAAUACACAUUAAACCAAGACGGAAAAUGCAGAAGAGUGUUCGGUACAAUGAGGGACACGCUCUGUAUCUCUCCGUUGUCGCGCGUAAAGAGGGCACCAAGCGAGGUUAUCUCAGCAAGAAGACCACAGAAAACAGUAAAUGGCAUGAGAAGUUUUUUGCACUUUAUCAGAAUGUUUUAUUUUACUUCGACACCGACCAGAGUGCUCGACCAUCAGGGAUUUAUCUUCUGGAAGGAUGCACAUGUGAACGAGUCCCUGCGCUCAAGGUGUCCACUGUUGGCAAAGACGCACUUGACAAGCUGCAUUAUUUCCUUGUCGUCUUCGGGCAUGAUGGACAGAAGCCUCUGGAACUGCGGACAGAGGAGGAGUCAGACUGUGAUGAAUGGGUGGAGGCCAUCCAGCAGGCCAGUUACUCUGACAUCAUCAUCGAGCGUGAGGUUCUUAUGCAGAAGUACAUCCACCUGGUGCAGAUUGUGGAGACAGAGAAGGUGGCAGCCAAUCAGCUCCGCACACAACUGGAAGACCAAGACACAGAGAUUGAGAGGCUUAAAUCUGAGAUUAUAGCCUUGAACAAAACUAAGGAAAGGAUGCGCCCCUACCACGUAUACCAAGAAGAGGAAGAUCCUGAUAUAAAAAAAAUCAAAAAGGUCCAGAGCUUCAUGCGAGGGUGGCUGUGUAGAAGGAAAUGGAAGAUUAUUGUGCAGGACUACAUCUGUUCUCCUCAUGCUGAGAGCAUGCGGAAGAGGAACCAGAUCGUCUUCAACAUGGUGGAGGCUGAGACAGAGUAUGUCCAUCAGCUUUCCAUCCUGGUCAACUGCUUCCUGAGGCCACUCAGAAUGGCCGCCAGCUCCAAGAAACCACCCAUUAGCCACGAUGAUGUCAGUAGCAUCUUCCUUAACAGUGAAACAAUCAUGUUUCUACAUGAAAUAUUCCAUCAGGGAUUGAAGGCGAGGAUAGCAAACUGGCCCACACUGGUUCUAGCGGAUCUCUUUGAUAUCUUGCUGCCAAUGCUGAACAUCUAUCAGGAGUUUGUGAGGAACCACCAGUACAGUCUUCAGGUUCUGGCCAACUGUAAGCAGAACCGGGACUUUGACAAACUCCUGAAGCAAUACGAAUCAAACGCUGCAUGUGAAGGGAGGAUGCUGGAAACCUUCCUCACAUACCCCAUGUUUCAGAUCCCUCGUUAUAUCAUCACUCUCCAUGAGCUACUGGCUCAUACACCUCAUGAGCAUGUGGAAAGGAAAAGUCUAGAGUUUGCCAAGUCUAAACUGGAGGAACUCUCCAGGGUGAUGCACGAUGAAGUGAGUGACACAGAAAACAUCCGUAAGAACCUGGCUAUUGAGCGCAUGAUCGUGGAGGGCUGUGACAUCCUCCUUGACACCAGCCAGACGUUUGUGAGACAAGGCUCUUUGAUCCAGUUGCCCUCAGUGGAGAGAGGGAAACUCAGUAAGGUGCGCCUAGGCUCUCUCUCACUCAAAAAGGAAGGGGAGAGACAGUGCUUCCUCUUCACCAAGCACUUCCUUAUCUGCACACGCAGCUCAGGAGGCAAACUUCACCUGCUCAAACAAGGUGGUGUGCUGUCCCUGAUUGAGUGCACUCUCAUUGAGGAGCCUGACGCUAACGACGAAGACGCUAAGAAUUCAGGGCAGGUGUUUGGUCACUUGGACUUUAAGAUUGUGGUAGAGCCCUCAGAUGCUCCUGCCUUCACUGUGGUGCUGCUGGCACCGUCCCGUCAGGAGAAAGCGGCCUGGACCAGCGACAUCAGCCAGUGCAUCGAUAACAUCCGCUGUAAUGGACUGAUGACCAGCGUGUUUGAGGAGAACUCAAAAGUCACAGUGCCACACAUGAUCAAAUCUGAUGCGCGUCUCCAUAAAGAUGAUGUUGACAUUUGCUUCAGUAAGACGCUCAACUCCUGCAAGGUUCCUCAGAUCCGCUACGCCAGCGUGGAGAGACUGCUGGAGAGGCUGACCGACCUGCGCUUCCUCUCCAUAGACUUCCUCAACACAUUCCUGCACACCUACCGAAUCUUCACCACCGCCACCGUGGUCAUGGAGAAACUGGCUGACAUCUACAAGAAGCCUUUUACAUCCAUACCAGUCAGGGUCCAGUAUCACUCAUUUGACCGCUUGUCCAUUACAUCCAUCUGCCCAGACUACAGCCUGAAGAUCAGGAAGAUAGCACUGGAUCAGUCAAAAUCCCUGGAGCUUUUCUUCGCCACCAACCAGAACAACCGCAGCGGGGACCACGUAAAUGACAAAUCCCCCAGACUGUGUCGCAAGUUCUCAUCUCCUCCACCUCUCUCCAUCCCCUCCCGCACUUCCUCUCCGGUUCGCACCAGGAAACUUUCUCUUAAUUCUCCUAUUGGGUCAAAAGUAGGCAUCCUGGAUCUGUCCACGACCUCGUCAUCUGCAGCCAGUAGUCCAACCUCUGCCAAUCCCACCAUCUCACCCCCACCGUCCAACAACAACAACAAGCCCCCUUUGGAUCUUAGCCGUGGACAAAGUCCAUCCUCCCCCGAACAGAGCCCUGGAGCUCCGGAUGAGAAUGCAGAGGUGCCGCGAAUCGAUGCUCUCUGCGGUAAACUGCGUCGCAGCAUUAGGAGAGCUGUGUUGGAGUCAGUGUCUUUGGACAAAUUUAUUCCAGAGUCGCCACAAGGCAGUGAACCAGGAGAAAUCUCUCCCUGCCGCUCACCCUCCACUCCACGCCACCUCCGCUACAGACAGUCAGGAGUCCAGUCAGCUGAGAACUCACGCUGCUCCGUUUCUCCAGCCUCUGCGUUUGCUAUCGCCACAGCAGCAGCUGGACACAGCAGCCCUCCAGUUUUUAACAAUUCUGAGCGGACUUGUGACAAGGAGUUCAUUAUACGUCGUGCGGCUACCAACAGAGUCCUGAAUGUCCUGCGCCAUUGGGUCUCCAAACACUCACAGGACUUUGAAAUGAAUGGAGAGCUGAAGAUGGGUGUGAUCUGCCUGCUAGAGGAGGUGUUGAGAGACCCUGACCUUCUUCCUCAGGAGAGGAAAGCCACAGCAAACAUACUAAGUGCCCUUUCUCAAGAUGACCAGGACGAUGCCCAGCUGAAGAUUGAAGACAUUCUUCAGAUGGCUGAAUGCCCAAAGACUGAGUGUUUUGAGUCUCUGUCAGCGAUGGAGCUAGCUGAACAAAUCACUCUUCUCGAUCACAUAGUCUUCAGGAGCAUUCCAUAUGAGGAGUUCCUGGGCCAAGGAUGGAUGAAGACAGACAAGACAGAGAGAACUCCAUACAUCAUGAAGACAAGUCAGCACUUCAAUGAUAUGAGUAAUCUCGUGGCCUCUCAGAUCAUGAGCCACACAGAUGUGGGCUCUAGAGCCAGCUCUAUUGAAAAAUGGGUAGCAGUGGCUGAUAUUUGUCGCUGUCUCAACAAUUAUAAUGGUGUCUUGGAGAUCACGUCUGCCCUGAACCGGAGCGCCAUCUACAGGCUAAAGAAGACUUGGGCUAAAGUGUGCAAACAGACUAAAGCACUAAUGGACAAACUUCAAAAGACUGUGUCAUCUGAGGGAAGGUUUAAAAACCUGAGGGAAACUCUAAAAAACUGUAAUCCACCUUGUGUUCCAUAUCUGGGUAUGUACUUGACAGACCUCGCAUUUAUCGAAGAGGGAACACCAAACUUCACAGAGGAAGGUCUGGUUAACUUCUCAAAGAUGAGAAUGAUAUCUCAUAUCAUACGAGAGAUCCGACAGUUCCAGCAAACUCCCUACAGAAUUGAGCACCAACCAAAGGUCACACAGUAUCUUCUGGAUAAGACCUUGAUUAUGGAUGAAGACACACUGUAUGACUUGUCUCUCAAGAUUGAACCCAGGCUUCCUGCAUGAACUACAACCUCAGUACCUGGCAGCUUGCAUCUAGAUGUGCUUCUCACUCUUGGGAUGUUUUGAAGGCAUGAAGCAUGUCUAUUGUUUGAGAAAGAGGGAUGUUAGGGAGGAAGGAAAAUUUUCCAUUUGAAGUAAAAGUAGAGAGUCCAGGUUUGGAGGAGAGUAUUGAACAGUGCUCACCACCAUAAUGUCCCCUGAAGGGUGACUUUUAUCAUGGAAGGAAUGAAGGAUGAAAACUGGCCACUGUCAGAGGUCAGGAGUCAUGAGUGAGUUUCAGGGUCGAGCAGAUGGAUUCAGUCUAAAUUGUGAAGAGAGUGGUUGAAGAUAUGUAGCAUGUACAGAAGUAGAGCUAUUAGCCAGAUCUUAUGUAGUGUAUUGUGGCCUCCCUGGGCCUGUGGCCCUUGGCACAUCCCCUCAUUGGUAAUGGUAGUGACUUUGUGCAUGAACUAGACUGUGGGUUUGCUGUGUGCUUUGCCUCAACUUUACACUCCAUGUGCUCUCCUAUCUGCCAACAGCUGGAUAAACUGAACCAAAAUGCCACAUGAAGAAUGCCACAUUUAAAAGAUACAUCAGACUUCUAAGUAAUGGGAAUGUAUAGUAGCUUUUUUAAAAUACUAACCAGUUAUAGAUGAUAUUGAUAUUUCGUAAUAGCCCCUGAAGCUAUAUGAGCUCUUUAAAAAUCAGUUGCUUAUUGUGCCUUCUCACAGACACUUGUAAAUGAAAACCAAUGUCUCAGCAAUGCUUAAAAGUUUGGAUAUUAUUGGCCUGUGUAGCAAAGUGAUGACAGAAUGGAGAUAUUCAAACUAUUUACACUAAUAAAUACAAGUAUACUGUAAAUUAGCAUUUUCUGCUCAAAUUCAGCAUUAAGGCCUGUUCACACCAAGGGCAAAAAAGACAUAGUUUUAAAAAUCAUUCUAAAUCAAGAGCAGAGUCCAUGCCACAAGGACCGAUAUUGUUGGGAUCCACAGCUUAUAAAUGAUAAAAACAUCGACAGUCAAUCAGAAUAGCCUACAUCCUGCUUUAAAGAGCUUGAGCAUUUUAAGAUGCAGGCAACAUAACUGCAGCUUUAAUACAAUAAACACCGUUAACAUUGUGCUUUGGUUAUUCGUUUUUGGUGUGAACAGGCCUUAAUUUUAAAACAUCGUACUUUAAUACCCUCAGCGUGCAGAUAUAAUCCACUUACAGUAGGUUGCAUCAUCCAUGCAUUACAAAGUACAAGUUGACAUACUGUAUGCUUGUGCAACGCAAACCUUUUCUGGUCUGAUUUUACAGUAAAUUGAGGCUUUGCCUCCCCCUAUUGGAGGAAAAGUUUAUUAUUGUUGAAUGAUUCUUAACCAAAUCUGACUCACAAGUUCUUCAAUAAUCAUUGUUUUCCUGCUUUUUAAUGUAAUGACCCCACUGGUCAACUAUCCAGAAAAGAGGGUCGCUUCAUAAUUUGCAUGAAAAAUUCAGUGAUCGCAUGUUUGGAAAUUGCAUUGCAAGACAUGUUUUGUGGUCAUGUGUCAUUCAGCUGCUGUGUAGCCUCUUUUAAACUCUCUAGAAACCUCAAGUAAAACAGAUACAUAUAUUUAUCUUCUCAUCUGACUGCACUUCUUUAUCUAAAUACUUUGAUCAUAAUAGCUGGAGAUUUCAUAUGCAUAGACUGGCAGGGAACUGUCAAAUUGGCCAUAAAUAUAUAUCUACCACUGUGCUGUAUGAAGACAAUGUUGUUUUUGUCUGAUCUUUCCUUUCUUCGGAGUGGGAUGGAUUUCGAUUCUUUAGGUGCAAGCGUGUGAAAGGCAGGAGAGCUUGUAGGUGUGAAUGUGAUCUCAGAGGUGAGUGGGUUGGAAAGGUGUGAGUUACACUCUCAUCAAUGUAGCGUUGUUAUCUUUAAAACAAGUGUGAAUCAGUAGUAUUUAUUUCCUGGCAUAUUUAUUUGACCCUUUUUGUAUAUAGUGUGUCAAUAUGGGUUUAUGAUAUAAUGUGAUUUUUGUCCCCAUCCAUUACCAUGUAAUAUUUUAAUUUCUGCAAGCACUUGUGUAAUUGUUAUAUUUUGCUAAAUGUGUUAAGAAAAAUGUAGCAUAACUGAUUAAUUUACAAUCCUUUGUCCUUUUUCUUUCUUUUUUAUGGGUUUAGUGUGUUGUGCACACAGAAUUGUUGCUUUGGUAUGUUGCAUGUCUUUGCAUGUUCAGGUUGGAUUCCUUCUGUGAAAUCUGCUUUUUGUACAAACUAUUUUUCCUCCUUAUUUUAUCACUGAUUCUCUUGGAGACUGUAUGGCUUCUGUACUUAAAUUCCAUGCUUUCAUUUCAAAUAAACAAAUUAA